Humulus lupulus (European hop) is the source of this 1185-nucleotide messenger RNA. RefSeq names its product protein FAR1-RELATED SEQUENCE 9-like. Bases 1 to 1185 code for a protein of 394 amino acids. The record is from RefSeq and is a predicted model, not a curated record. NCBI's taxonomy places the organism in Eukaryota, Viridiplantae, Streptophyta, Magnoliopsida, Rosales, Cannabaceae. Gene Ontology annotation, biological process: regulation of DNA-templated transcription. Gene Ontology annotation, molecular function: zinc ion binding. The transcript is spliced from 2 exons.
AUGCACCAGAAAACACCUUCGGUAGUUAUCACUGAUGGCGACAAGGGAAUGCGAGAAGCAAUUUCAACUGCAAUGCCGAAUGCGUAUGAAACAAGGAGAAAUUGGGCAGAGACUUUUCUUCGCAAUCAUUUUGUUGCUGGAUCAAGAACAACCCAAAGAUCAGAAUCAACAAAUUCAUAUUUGAACCAAUUCUUGACAAGUAAACUGAGGUUGAGUGACUUUAUUGGUCAAAUUGAUGUUGCAUUGCAAACAAUACGACACAAUGAGAUGCAUGAUGACUUCCGAAGAAAGCACUCAUCACCUCAGCUUCCAAACCAUGCAUUGCAGACGUACCAUCAACAGUUUGCGACAUAUUACACUAGGAAUAUGUAUGAUAAAGUGGCCGCCCAAAUCAUGGACAUCAUAUCUUACAAAGCAAUGGAAAACGUUACCACCAUUGAUUCUCGAGUGUUUUCAUUGGAGAGAUUUCCUACCGGUCUGGUACACCACACAGUCACAUUGGAUGAAAUUUCGAGCCACUUGAAAUACACUUGUUUGCUUUUUGAGACAGAUGGGAUACCAUGCAGACACAUGUUCGCGGUAAUGAAAAAUGAGAAUAUGCAAUUAAUCCCUCCAACAUUAAUAAAGGACCGUUGGCAUAAAGAUGCAAGGACAAGACUAGAUUUAAAUGUAGCUCCUCAUUCAAGAGUGCCGACAAAUGCAUUGGAAACAACAAGGUGGAGAUCUUUGACGUCUGCAUUCACUUGUAUGGCCCAUUACACAACAAAACAUGAGGACACUUACGAGGAGGCAAAGAAACAAAUAGCAGCCUUGGCAUCGAGAUUCAACACCCUAUGUCAACAAUGUGAAAUUGGAAAUGAUAAUGAAGAAAGUCGACCAAAAGGAGCAUGCACACAUGACAGAAUCGUUAGAGACCCAGCUGUGGUUAAGACAAAGGGUCGUGCAGCAAAAAAGGCCAGAGCAAAGGAAAAUGACAGCAUUGGUGAACAAGAUUGUACGAGGAAGCAAAAAAGGUGUUGUAUUUGCAAUCAAUUGGGCCACAACAGGUCAACUUGUAAAUAUAAGAAUCAACCUACCCCAAACACAAAAGACAUAUCCCAACCAGUGUUGACACGACCCAAGAACUCCAAGCAAACAACUUUGGCAACAUUGUUGUUGAUCCAAACAAAUGGGAAAUCCAAUUAA